CAAGAUUCGUUACACGGCGCGCUCGUGCAUCAGCUGUGUGCGUUUGAUAAUUAUGUAGGCUGCUAUGCAUGCCUAUGCUACAUACUGCAUUACUAUUGCAUGUGUACUGGCCUAAAGAGACUAACUUUUUCUGCACCUUGGUCGCCAUUGUUUACAUUCUUAUCACAAGACCUCAAAUUUGUACCUGAUCCAUGUGCCUGUGAUGUUAACUUGUUUAAACUGACAUUUGGCAUAUGCUGUAAUCAAAAGAGUAAAGAGAUGUUCUCGUCAAAGAAGUGCCUGGUCCUAAUUACGUUGGUUUGUGGACUUGGUUUAGUCCUAUCCUGUCAACCUCCGGAUUGUGAUAGACCAGACUGCGGCACUUGUGGAAAUGCAUGCUGCACACUAGAGCUCCUUUUCACUGCUCCCAGUGAAAAGGUGUUCAAUGCCUAUGUUGAUGGACUGAAAAGAGGUGGUGAUGAUAGCCGCUACACAUUCAUAGGUUCGGAUGACCUCAGGAAGUACAAGGUCGCGGCAGACUUCAUUCUCCAGGGCUGGCACCACACCAAAGAGCAUCAUUACAAUGACACUCUAAACUUUACCUUCUCUACAACGGAUUCAUCCUGCCUUGUGAAGGCGUUCUCUGUCUCGCAGAUAGCUGGUGCUUACUGUGAUGCUGGGCAGAACUAUAAGAACCUGAUCGGAUUAACAAAGAAUUUGUCCAUGUCCUUCACUGAGCAUGUGGUCAGUGGUUGUCCACCAUCUAACCCAAUCUUCAACUUACUGGAAUGACCUUCAAGAGACCAGAGAAACCUUGAACUGACUGGCACAGAUGGAUGUCCAUAUACUAACUUCAAAGAAUCAAAGCUAAUCGUGAGCGGCCAUGUUAAUCACUUUUUGAGAGAUAACAAUUAAAUAUGAUCCUGGAUUAUUUCUCUUGCUGUAUAUUGGUUGUAUUCAUGAACCAGCAAAUAUCUAACAAAAAUCAAGUUAACUUACAAAUACUAGAAAUCAAUAUUGAAAACCACGAUUACCAUUUUCACAUACCGUAUAGGUAUCAAUGUUGCAAGGAUGUUAUUUUGGACUGCUCCCUUGAUUUCCUUCUGUUUUUCACUCAUGGUGCAUUUCUACCAAUUUCUAUGUGCACAGGUAAUUUCAUUGUAGUCUUGAACAUGUAAUGUUACUUAACUAUGCAUAUAAACUCAAAGUCGCACAAAUCAAAUUUCCCUAGUUCAAAUCAAACUAUGCAAAUCACAUGUUUUUUUACAUUUCCUAAUUAUAACAUUAUAAGUCGAAGUAUCUUUUUGCAAUCGCAACAUAUUUUACAUACAGGUAUUCUGAGUUAAAUGUAGUUUGAUUUGAUUCUCUAAAAAAUUAUUUUCCAUCAUUGCAGAAGAACUCAAAAGAUUAUCUCAUAUAUUCCUGCUUAAGGAUAAAGAAAGCAUCCAAUUCUGGUAUUCUCAGGAAUAACUUUGCCCAAACAAGAAAUUGAAUUAAAAUGUAGAUUUAUAUUUAGUACCAUGGCAACUUUCCCAGGCUCUAUCCCCGGUACACCAAAGACCAAUACUAUAGUCUUGUGCUGAUAGAGUAUUUCAAUAUGUUAGUUUAGCUUAAAUUGAAAGAAUAUGUGGUCAGUUGAUUGAAAGCAGUAUUUCUAAUUAUCAUGACUUAAAAAUUACCGGUACUGCAAAUGUUAGUGAGUUGUAUAUUUUGUGUAGUUCCUGAUUACUUUGAAUAAUUCAGGAAUUAAAAUAGUAAUAACUGUCUUUCAUGCAAAAUCAGUACUUUGAUGAUCAUCAUUUAUGUCAAUUAGUAAAUACCGGUAAUGCAUAUUUUCUAAAAUUUGAAGAUUUGUUUGACUCUUCUUAUUUAGAAGUCCAUAUUUUCAGUUCACAGAUGUAGUUUUGCAAAUACAUGUAACAUGCAGUGAACAGGGCUCCUUUGAUACAGAAAUUUAUAAUUAUUCAGAAUUUUGGAGAAUGUAAACUCAAAGUGAUUUAAAUAAUAGUGUGUGAUCUUUUUCAGAGCAAUUAUGUUUAUAAACAUAUUAAAAUUUAAUAAAAUUCCAUGAAUCAAA
Molecule: messenger RNA, 2056 nt
Organism: Strongylocentrotus purpuratus (purple sea urchin)
Lineage: Eukaryota; Metazoa; Echinodermata; Echinoidea; Camarodonta; Strongylocentrotidae
Exons: 7
Coding region: 100-771 (223 amino acids)
Source: RefSeq, a predicted model, not a curated record